Molecule: messenger RNA, 2160 nt
Organism: Homalodisca vitripennis (glassy-winged sharpshooter)
Lineage: Eukaryota; Metazoa; Arthropoda; Insecta; Hemiptera; Cicadellidae
Gene: ecd
Product: protein ecdysoneless
Exons: 13
Coding region: 83-1981 (632 amino acids)
Cellular component (GO): nucleus
Source: RefSeq, a predicted model, not a curated record
AAUAUAAAAGGCCGUGUUAACAAAUGUCAAGUCGUAUUGAAUUGAAUUGAAGUUUGGCUUAUUAUUGAGGUUAAGGUUAAGUAUGGCUUUCAACAAAAGUGUGUUGGAAAAUGUCAGGGAAGAUGACUUUGUUGAAUAUUUUAUUUUUCCUUCCUUAGAAGUGGACUUUGAUAACGUCAAAGAUCACCUCCAAAAAGUAUUGAUAUCAGUAAAGUCUGUGCUUGAAACCUUUUGUCAUUCUUACAUUUGGCAGAAGGAUGAUGUUAGGUUUAUACCAAGAAUUGAUCCGGGAUUAAAUUUGCCUCCUAUUGAUGAUUCAGAUGAGAAGCUGCAUCUACCCCCUCAUCUGUACGGUGUUUCUCACUAUGGAGACAACAUUGAGGAUGAGUGGUUUAUUGUGUUUCUAUUGUUGGAGGCCACCAGAGCAAUCCCAGAUCUUGUAGUCAGAGUGGUAGACAGUGAUGGGGAGUUUUUACUGAUAGAAGCUGCCAACCAUCUGCCAUCGUGGGCCACACCUGAAGCAUGCGAUCGGAGGGUGUACCUGUAUCAAGGAGCUGUACAUCUGGUACCAGGACAGGAGAAGAUGACUGUUGACGAAGCUGUGAAGAUGAUCCGCUCCCAGCCGGACCGUACACGAGCCUCAGAAGCUAUACAGACUGCUAUCAAUGCUAGAAUUGAAGGGUAUCCGCAGCGUAUAUCAGAGAACCUUCACAGCUGCAAUGUUGUGGUGCCUGUGAGAGUGGCAGCACUGUUAAAGGCACGACCAUCCCUGGUCGCCCCGGCUGUCACAGCCUUCUGCCACAGGGACCCCAUAGAUUUGAAGGUGUGCCGAGCCAUGAGGUACUUCCCACCCGAGCAGUGUGCGACAGUGCGGGUGACAUUCACGAAGUGUUUGUACGCGAUGUUAACGCACCAGAAGUAUGUGCCGGACCGACGCACAGGUUGGAAACUGCCACCACCCACAGACCCAACGUAUGCGGCAAAACUGCUUGGCGUCAAACUGGCAUGUGGUUUCGAGAUACUGGUCUCCCAGAGUAAGAACUGUGGCAAGGCUGAUGAAUUAAACAAGGAUUGGCAGAUAUACAAGAAAUCUCUGGCUGAGAAAGGAUAUUUCAAGGACUUGUUGGAAGGGUCUCAGGAGUAUGUAAAGCUGGAGCAGACGGCUAAGGAAUACUUCCAGUCCCACUGCACACAGUCACAGCCCCCUACUGGACAAGUUAUCCUGGACAUACUCCAGGACAUGGAGCUGGAUGUGGAGGAGAUGCAGAGGAAUGAAGCCAGCCUGCCACCUCCUGAUGAUGACAGCUGGCUGGAGGUGACACCUCCAGAACUCGAUCGUAUGAUGGAGCAGAGAUAUGGUUGCCGGCCCAGCCAUACUUCCGGGGACAUCUCGGCACGUCUGGCAGACUUCCUCUCUCAUGUCAGUUCCCUAGACGGUGCAGAGUUUCCACAGGACGAUGGAGUGUCCGAGGCUCCAGUCAGGCCUCGACGUGGGAUUAAGGCCAAGAAAAAAGCUGUUCCUGCGGAAAAAGACAAUGAAGAUGACAACAGAGUGUCUUUUGACCACGAGGCCUUUUCCUGUGCUGUGCAGAACAUUCUAGAUUUUGUAGUACCAGAAGACAACUGGGAUAUGGAAUCUGAUGGAUCGGGUAUGAGCUCAUAUGAAGAUGAAGAAGACAUGGAUCUCGGAGGCAAGACAGGAGAUCAAGCUGAGACGCCUGUCAGUGAGUUGAAACAGUACAUGGACCAGAUGGACCGAGAGCUGUCGUCCACCGCUGUCGGCAAAAGUUUCCAAAAGAUCCAGACCAGCAACAAGAAGGAAAUGGAAGACAGUUUUUCUGAAGUGGAAAACUUUGAGCCGGUAGACAUUGAUUUGAACGCCUUAAAAAAUAUUUUAGAAUCGUACCAGUCACAAAUGGGUGGAGCUGGGCCGGCCUCGAACAUGUUGGGACCCAUGGGGGUGAGACUGGACAAGCCGUGAUCUCCACCGAACUUCUCUUCUAUUCCUCCCUCCGAAUGCUGAGACCUGUCUGGAGCCAACUACAGAGUUUAGCUGAAUUAUUUCAGGAGUGUGUUUUCAUGUUGGGAAAGCAUCACCACAGUUUGUUUACCUUAUGUUUAUUUACUCCUUCCAAAUACAGCAAGAAUAUUUGUAAUUCU